UGCUCGCGGCGGGGCCGGGGGCGGCGGCGGUGCCCCGGGGCCCCCCUUCUCCCCUCCCGGCCGCCCUUAUAGCCCGGCCAGGCCCGGCCGCGCCGUCUGUCCGCCCGGGGUGCCGGCCGGGCCGCCAUGGCGGCGGAGCGGGGCCUUCUCCCGGCCCUGCUGCUGGUGCUGCUGGCGGGCGGCGGGCAGCAGCCGGGUGCCGCCGACUACUGCAGCUGGAGGGGCAGUGGGUUGAGCUGGGAGCCCCGUUCCCGUGCGGUGGAGCAGGUCCACCUGCGCUGCACUGAGGGCUCCCUGGAAUGGAUGUACCCAGCGCAAGCCCUGCGUGUGGUUCUGGAGCCCAACCUGUCCAGCGCCCAGCACACCACUGUCUGCAUCAAGCCAGCCAGAGACUUCCAGGGUGCCAGCAUCUACGUGGAGCAUGCUGGGCAGCUGCAUCUGGUGGUAAGCGAGGCAGGAGGGGCUCGACCCUACCACGUGUCUUGCUUCAGUGCCCACACACCGCAACGAGUGGCCCUCUUCCUGCAGGCCAGCCCGCAGAGGGACAUCAGCCGCCGGACGGCCAGCUUCCAGUAUGAGCUUCUGAGCAACCAGAGUGGUCCUGACUUCAAAAAGAUGGCAUUGGUAAAGGCUAUGUGCCGUCCUUGUGACAACGUGGAACUUCUUAUGGCUAUUUGCAGCAGUGAUUUUGUGGUGAAAGGAUCUAUCCGAAAUGUUUCCCACGAUUCUGAGAACCACAUGUCACAGGUUGAUGUCAACGUCCAGAAAGUCUACAGGCAGAAAAACAGAAUUUUCCAGCAGGAUGAAGCAAGUGGCGAAUGGCGAGGCCCUAUACGAACCCUGCUACAGUGCAAGGUGAAGAAGGGAGCUGGAGAUUUUCUUUUCACUGGAAAUGAACAUUUUGGCGAAGCCUGGUUGGGCUGUGCUCCUCGGUUUAAAGAUUUCAGUUUCAUUUACCAUGCUGCCAGAGAAAGAAGAGCCAACCCAUGCGAGUUUCAGCUCAAUUGACAGGAGUAACACGGGACAUGAGAGUUGAAAAAGUUCAGUCCUGUUUUUGGAUACUGAAUAUGAAGCAGCAUUAAAACCAAGGGCUAAAGCUAACAAUAUCACCAAAAUAGGAACCUGGAGAACUUCUUGGAGAUAAUGGCUCUGUGAGCCCUGUAAACUCUGACCACUAAUCCAUAAACUGGGUUGCAUUACUUUCUCCCUCUUCAAAUCUUAUUUGCCUCAAAAGUAACUGUGAAUUUUGAAAAGGUUAUCUUUGUUUUGUAGUUAGAAGGCAGCUAGUGCUCAGUAUUAUGAUGUUCUCUCUCUAUCUUUACUCUGGGCACUUACUAUGUGCUUUUUCCCUAUUUUUUUUCCUCUCUUCACCCAUCUCCAGUUGAUUUCCCUUCCAUUUGAUUCCUAUUUAUUUUCUUACCUGCGAGAUCAUUUCUGGGCAUCUCACCACUUCAUCAUUUCCACAUUCCUAUGAUUAUAGCUAAAACCAUAGUUAGCAUUUGUUACUAAACCUUCAAACAAUUGGUAGGUUUGCCAUUUUUUUUCCCCUUCUGUAUGUUAGUAGAGAGAUGAACUAACCCUCUGGGGCGGGAUCACAGCUGAUGUAAUUCCACAGUUCUCUGUUGAUUUCAGCACAAUUGAUAGUAUCUGAUCUUGUUCCACAUGCAGGCAUGCCAAUGAGAGAUACCACACUAAGCUAAUAUGAACUGAUAUCAUUACCAGAUGAGAAAAGCUCUUUGAGAAAUGCAUUGAAAUAAUCAGAAGUUUAGGUCGUAGCAUUGUCUGGAUUGGAAUGUAAUAGUAUUCGUAGUACUGGAUCUACAGCUAUCUCUAGUUAUUGUUGAGUGCACGAUAGGAAAGAUCUAAGAGAAUUGGCUCUUGUAAAGUAUUAGGGAAUAUAUAGAGGUAUCCAAGUACAUGGCAUUUGAGAGCUGGAGAUCAGUGCUACAGGUGAGAUUUUAAAUGGGGUACUCUUUGGUAUUUGCGCUGUAAAUGUGAGGUAAAAUGUGAGAGAGACCUCUGUCUUGGUAUAGAUUAGAGGAACAUAGGUACUGCAUUUCUUUGUUUGGGUAUUUGUACAUAUCACACUUGUGUGUGUUCCUUACCACUUCGCUAGUGAAUUGGAAAAUGAACUAUAGGAAAGUGAAAGAAAAGGAAAAGAGCAAGUUAGUUCAAAGUGCUCAGACCAUUCUUAGAAAAUAGUCCAUCGAGGGAGCAAAUGUUUUCCUCCAUAGGAGAAGAUUUGGAAGCACGGACCAGACAAAAAUGCAGUUAGAAAGAUGAACAAGUAUAUGAAUAUUUAAGAGAGAAUUUCUGUGAUAUAUAGAGUGGCAAUACUCAGAAAAUCCAUAGUGCUUCAGUUCUUUACCCUAGGUCCAAAUUUCUUCCAACUUCAAGACAGAAUGUCGAGAUAAAGGUGUGAGUAACAGUGGGAUAAAGCUGGAAAAGAUGGAAAAUCAGAAUCAGUGGAAGAGCGGGGAUGUAUCUGAAGAGUAAUAUAAGAUCAGGUUAUACACUACUUAAUUUCAGGAACUUUAUUAUUGGGACGGGAUGGACAACCAUUAUCGGAACAAGGAGCUGUAACUAUGAGCAGGACAUUUUAAUUUUGUUUCCUGGUGGUUUAAACUGUCAGCCUAAGGUAAUAUUGUGCAGGUUCUUAGUUACACAGGGCAGCAAGCAAUGUUUAUUCCCCUCACAUCCUGUGUUACAGUUUCUAGCUACAGUUUCUUAGCUGCAGUAGAAUAAAAGGUAAAGGGAAUACUCUUCCUUAUUGAGUUAGCUUGUGUAUAAUAGGAGCCAACAGUUGCAGUUAUGUACCCAUUGAGGUCUUCUCAGGCAGCAAGAAGUUGGAAAGACUGAGACAAAACAAAUUUCACGAGCAGUCUGUACUGUACCCAGCAGAAAGUUUUAAAUAUAAGUGAAUAUAACCAGGGAUACCUACCAGUAAAGAAUGGAAACCUUCCUUUCCCGUGGUUUUCUGACAUUGCGCCAGCAUUAGCGAUGGGUAAACAAAGGCUGGGCAGCGUUACAAAGGCACAGGGAAUCUUCAGGGAAUAGGUACCUAAAAACAGAGUAAGGAUGCCAGAAGCCUAAUACAACUGUUUCUUUUGAGCUUUAGGAAUCGGUUUCUCCAACUAGAGGUGUAGGAGAAUUGGAUCUGAAGUGAAAUACUAUCACUGUUUCACAAAUGGAGGGCUGAGGCAGCGUGAGGUAGUUACUGGUGGGAUUUAGGUGCCAGCUCUCAUUAGUGCAAGCUCUGUGAUCUGAGCUAGAUGGACUGUGGGGAAGGGGGGGGCUAAGUUAUGCUCAACCCAUUUGUGAGCAACUGUAAGCAAACAAGUGAUGUUCUUUCUUUACUGUGGUUAAACUUAACCCAAUGAAAUAUUUUUACUGAGGAAAGCCUGUUAAAUGUUUUCCCCUUUAGCAUUGCAAGCUUAAGUCUUUCAGCCUCUUCCAGGAAGGAAGUGAAGCCUUUUCCAUAAUCCUUCUGAUCUGUAACAUUUCAUAAAGCAGUGGGGUCUUUAUGCACUUAAUCAUUUGUUCUUUGCUGGAUUCGUGCCCGAUGUGUAGAUUGAGAAUCAAAAGAUAGACAGGAUGUUUCCCCCAGUUCGUUGAAAGACAAAAAAGAGCUGUAACAGUCUCUAAUGAGUCUUUGACUGACUGGACCCACACUAUAAAGUUUGUGAAUAGAUACUGAGGGCUAAGUUUUCUUGACUGAUUUGAACAUGGCUUGGCUGGCUUACACCCACAUGAAUAUGGCCCUUUUUGAAUGCAGCUGGUCUUUUCCUUAUGUCUACCUUUGCCUUUUCUGCAUAGUUUCAAGUGCACUGAAUUCUCAACACACUGUUCCGUAGGAAAUUAAUUGCAUGACUACAGGCUUAUACCCUUUGUUAGAGUAGUGACUCAUUCAUUCCCUUUCUCCAAUUCUGUUAGUACUUUUCAAGGUAAACGUUUCAAUAUUUUUAGCUGAACUGUAAGCUCAAACUGUAUCUCAAACAGAAGUGUAAGAACCCCAUUGGUGUAACAAAUUAAAAUGUCACACUGAAAUGGCAAAGCUGUGGCUUUCAGAGGGGUUGGGGGUUGUAGCGAGAAGGGCCAGGAGCUGCAUGUCAAAGUUCUGAAAUCUGGGUUUAUGCUGAGCUUUGCCCCUGACUCACAUACCUAAUGCCUUCUGUUGCCAGUGAGAAUCCGUAUUUUAAAGCGGUUUUAGAUGGCUAGACAUGAGAAGGAUUAAGGGAGACACUCCUGAACGUGUUGCAGAAUUAACUCAGUUCAGAAUCACUAGCACGUGAUGGCAGCUGGGCAGUUAAAAUGGCUCUGAGAAAGCAGCACGUGUUUUCUCUCUGAUGUCCUAGGUUUUAGCACCUCUCUUCAGGGCUCAUUCUGCACUGAGAUUUUUAGGCUUAACUUCAGCAUGGGAAGAGGAGUAUUUUUUUUUUCUCUUUUUCUGACCUUUACCAAGAUUCCAUCUUUUUCCCCUUUUUAAUGGUCCUAAUCCCAUUCUGCUGGAAUCAAGCAAGGCUUUCAAAAUACUUGUGGGGAAUCAGAUUCAAGAGUACUUAAUUUUUUCUAAACACUUUUAUUCCAAAGUGAUGUGUUUUGGCUUUGGUACGGCGCAGCGAUACUGUGGAGAUACAUAGUAAAUGCUCCUGUAAUUAAUACAGUCAUACUUACCAUAUUCAAAAUUUUGCCUCAGGAUAUGUAAUUCUUUUAGUGUUUGAGAAAGCCAUUGCUGUAUUCAAGGAAUUAGUACACAGACAAGUACCUGAAAUGAAUCAGGGGGCAACAAGGAAUAGAGGAGCUCCAGGUAUGCCAUCAAACCUGUCAUUGCAGCAUGACAUAGAGCAACAGCCCUCUUCACUGUGACCUUGAGAAUCUGCAGCCAAAUUAUAACUUCAUUACCAAUUACAGUGCCAAGAUUAAGGAUUGUUAAACUGCCUGAAUAUCAGUUUCAUGUAAAAUGAAUGUAUGACUUGACUCCUAGAUUAUUUUUGCAACAAUACUAUUCCUGACCAGGUUCCUAGAACACAACAAUCCUUUACAGACAAGUCUGGAAGCUGCUUCUAAACUGGGGGAAAACCCGCCCCUAACGCAGAAAAAAAAACUUCCUUCACCAAGAACUACUAGAUUUUUGAAAUAGAGUGUUGGUACUCUAAAAAAUACAGAUUAUUUUCUUACAUUGUGUAUGAAACUUCUUAAUGUUUUCAAACACAGAUAAAAUACAAUGAACUUGGAUCCUUAAAGUUCCGUUGAACUAAUUUAGGAUCAAGAAUUGCUCAUGAUGGUAUUUUCACCUAAUUAUCUGCCUCUUUUCAAUUAGCUUUUAUUAUUUUAAUGGUCACUCCUCCCACCCUUGCUUAGUGCUUUGGCCAGGCUCACAUAAUUGCCUAUAUUUUAUGUAAAUGGAAUUGUUACACCGUAAAAUUAUAUACAAAUGUGUCUACCACAUGAAGUCCAGUAAAUGGUGUGAAUAAGCCCAUUAUUUUCAGUGUAACGGCAUCUGAUAGCAGCCUGGGAAACACAGGGCUGACAGAUGUGAGCCUGUGACGAGGAAAAAACCUGAAUGAGGAGUACUCUGACAGGCCACAAUUAAUUGACUUUUGAAAUAACUCCUUUUUUUCCUGUUCUACAUGGCUGAGCAAGAUUCACAAAUUGCUGUCUUGAACUUUUUAAUGGGACAAAAUCAUUGCCAAUGAAAGUCUAAAUGACAUGAACUUUGAAUAGGAGUCAUACAAUGACCACACCAUGACAUGUUUUUAACUGACAUAUUGAGAAGUAGCAGCCCCUCAAUUGAGAGGGGAUCAGGAAGGGGUGAGAAUAGAUGGGAGGGAGGCAGAACUGGGCAUGGAAGCAGUCUGUUGAACGCUAGCCCAGUCCUAUUUUAAUGUAGGAAGAGAAACAAGCAUUAAGAAAUGUCUUGAUAGAUGUUUUCAUGUAUGUUCCCAGAUAGUUUGCAGUCCUCUUCCAGUGUUCCUUUUACUGUGAAAAAGUCAUAAAGCUAAACGAAAAUGUUACUAGCAGAUAGAAAAACAGCCAGUGUUUGAGUAAGGUGUAUGCUGGCUUCUCCGCAUUCAGUAUGUGUUCCAGAGCCAGGCUGUUGUCAGUCACAUUUACAUGGGAGCAAGGUACAUUAUUUGUAUUGGAAUUGUGUAAGCUUUGGAAGCUUAGGCCAAACUGUGGCAGAUCUAAUUAACCUCUUAAUCCCAAGAACAUCAUGGGGCAAGUAGUUAGUGAAGGGAAGAUGAGGAUUGUAUUUUUCCUUAGUUAUUAAUGUGAAUUACAACAUUCCUACUAUCUGCAUCUCUUGAUCUAGCAGUAUCAUAACUGACUCUCUAAGAAUCCUUCAGAGAAUUUAUUCCCAGAAACCUUCAUCAGCUACGCUGAUUCAGAGAAAAGUGGCAAAGUCAGUUUGUAACUUGUUUUACGGGUGCCUUUGUUUUGGCUAAUUUUAAAAACUUUGCUGAGCUGUCUGCUUUCCACUGGUCCCAGGGGAAAGCAGAUUGCAAGCCACCAGCCCUUUAGUUUGACCUUGCUGACUGCUUAGGAAUCUCAGAAUAUCUUGAGUUGGAAAGCUGGAAUGGACCCUCAAGAAUCACUGAUGGAGUCCAGCUCCUGGCUCCACACAGGUCCACUGAAAAAUCAACCCCUGUGUCUGAGAGCAUUGUCCAGAUGCUUCUUGAACUCUGGCAGGCUUGGGGCCAUGACCACUGCCCUGGGGAGCCCGUUCCAGUGCCCCACAGCGUUCUCAGCAAAAAACCUUCUUCUGAUACCCAACCUGAAUCAUCACCCAGUGCCACUUCCAGGCAUCACCUGAGCUAGAAGAUAGUAGAGAUCAUCUAAGGUUUUUUAAAACAAUCUCACUGCACAUACUUAGUUCUUAAUUGUUAUCUUCUUCCAACUAGUGACAUUUUUGCUUACCUGAAAAGGUCUCCGCAGGUUUGGUUGUUGGAGGGGAUGUUCAUCUCAUCCUCAGUUAGGAUAAACCAUUACUACUAAAGGGUGUGUAGCUCAGAUGAAGGAGACAGAGAGAGUUCAGGCAGGUGUCUCAAUCCAGAGGACACCACAGCACAUGGAGCUCUUGUCCUUUUCUCUCUUCUCCACGUCUAACUUACUGAGUUGUACAAAUAACUGGUCUCCUUUUGCAUACAAUAGCAUCUAUUUCUGCCUUCCUUACUGCUUACUUCAACUUUGAGCACUGAACAAAAUACCUAGAGUCUCUAACUUUCAUUUCCCAAGAAUAUUUAUUGAAUUCAAAAUAUCAGUUCAUUCAUUGAAAACUGAAAAGAUCAGCAACAGUCAUCUUCUAAAAAAAGUUAUAGGUACAACAGUAAGGCAGAUGGCAUAAAAUCCACGUCUACUGCCCUGACAAGGUUGUCUAACCGAAACAUCUAUAUCAAAUAGCAUAUAAUGUACAUACUGAAGCACAUGGCUGAUACCAGUACAAUCAUCAGGUUCCUACUUACAUAAGCAUUUAUUUUUCUAACUGCUGUAUUUUACUGAUGUAUUUCAUUGAAGAAGAGAUUCAAUUAAAGCAGAUUAGGGUAUUCAGUGGGCAAGCAUUUAUCCAGUUACCAUCACUUAUACAUUAAUAUGCAAAUCAUUCCACAUACUCAUGGCUUUAUUAACACCAGAAUUAGUUCUCUUCCUAUACUGGAUAAUUAGUUUCUUUGCAGUAUUAAAAAGAGAAGUGUAAUUGAAAUUUA
Molecule: messenger RNA, 7703 nt
Organism: Oxyura jamaicensis (ruddy duck)
Lineage: Eukaryota; Metazoa; Chordata; Aves; Anseriformes; Anatidae
Product: meteorin-like protein
Exons: 4
Coding region: 127-1008 (293 amino acids)
Molecular function (GO): hormone activity
Source: RefSeq, a predicted model, not a curated record